CCCCACUCCGCUUCCAACCUCCUGCCCCCUCGCAGUGGCAAGCGACUACGCACGCACGCACGCUGUGAGCAUAAAGCCCUCGCGCACCAACAGGCCCCUUGUCGCUUCCAUCGAUUCGACGCCGGCCCACGUCGACGCGGCGGCAGCGGCGUCACCACCUCGCCACAGCCUCCUCUCCCAUCCCAAUUCUUGAAUCGCCGACCGAGGAGGAGGCACAUUCGCCUCCGAUUCUACCGAGGCCGUAGCUCCCCGCGCAGCCGUGGAGCGAGAAAGAUUCGUGGGGGGUGGAGAGGGAGCCCAAUGACGUGCGCGCGCGCUGAGGACGCCAUCUCCCCUGUCGCCGACGACAUGGCAGCGGCCCCGGUAGGUGGUUUGAUCCAGAAGGUGGGUGCUAGCGGAGGCCGGAGAUCGGGCGGCUUGAGGAGCGCGCUGCAUCGCUCGGCGCAUCUGGUGGCGGGGGACAGCGAUGCGCCGGCGCCGGCGGCCGGUUGCUCCGGGGAUGGUAAGAGCAAUGGUAGUGGGAGAAGAGAAGAGAGCCACAGAGGCAGUAUGCGGCAGUACAGGUCGCAGCUCGAGCAGGAAGUCAAGAAAUUGCAGAGGCAGCUAGAAGAAGAGGUUGCUCUGAAUGUGGCGUUAGCAGAUGCUGUAACGCAAAAUGCCACGUCUGUAUUGAAGUCCUCUAUGAAGCUGCUUCCACACAAGGCACAGGACCUACUAACUAACAUUGCCUCAUUGGAGAGUACUGUUUUGAAGCUCGAAAAGGAGUUAAAUGACUUGUAUUACCAGCUUUGUCAGGAAAGGCAUGAAAGGCUACUUGCUGAAAAUAAUCCAGCAUGCUUGCCAUCUACAUCCCCAGAUGAUCACCAGUCAUUGUCAACUUGCACGUAUACGUGGGAAGAACACAUAUCAUCACUGAGAGAUUUGAAGUUUGGAGGAUCUGAGUCAAUGAGGUCAACACGACAGGACUCAUUCCUUGAACUUGAAGAUGACCAGGAUACAGGAGAAGAGCCUGAAGAUCAACAGAUAGUUUCUUUAAAUAGGCUGCUGGAAAAGCACCGAGACACCUCUUUGAAUAGACUUCUUGAAAAGCACCGGGAUGAAGAGAUGCAAGAAUCAUGCUCCAUGGAAAAAGAAGGCAAAGAAGAUGAGAAGAUUGACGCUUUAUCCUUUGAACAGUCCAUUCUAAAGAUAACUAGCAUGAAAGGAGGGAAUCUUUGGAAUAAUCCAAAUCAGCUCUCUGAGGAGAUGGUGCGUUGCAUGAGAAACAUUUUUCUACGUUUAUCUGAAUCCUCGAAGAUAUCGCCAAAGACACCUUCAGAUUGUUCGUCUUCCUCAGCGGAUUGUCUAUCAGGCUCUACACUGGCAUCUUUCUCAGAUUCAUCCAUAAUACCCUCAAUGCUACGGAGUCCUUCAGUUGAUUCAAACCACAAUGAUGAAACAACGAAGGAGGUCAGAAACUUUGAUCCGUAUAAAGUUAAUGGAAAGGACACCCGAAGAGAUAUUGGAAACUAUCGUUCAGCUGCUGAAGUAUCUUGGAUGUCAGUUGGAAAGGAUCAACUUGAGUAUGCAUCUGAAGCUCUAAAAAAGUUCAGAUUUCUUGUGGAACAGUUAUCAAAGGUUAAUCCUAGUUGUAUGAAUUGUGAUCAACGGCUAGCCUUUUGGAUUAACAUAUACAAUGCCUUGAUAAUGCAUGCAUAUUUAGCAUAUGGAGUUCCUCGAAAUGACAUCAAGCUUUUUUCUCUAAUGCAAAAGGCCUGUUACACGGUUGGUGGCCAGUCCUUCAGUGCAGCUGACAUAGAGUUUGUGAUUCUAAAGAUGAAGACUCCAGUGAAUCGGCCCCAACUUUCUUUGAUGUUGGCUCUGAAUAAGUUCAAAAUUACUGAGGAGCACAAGAAGUAUUCAAUCGAUGAAAUUGAACCCCUUGUGUUGUUUGGACUCAGCUGUGGAAUGUUCUCUUCACCUGCUGUAAGAAUUUUCUCCGCUGCAAAUGUCCGACAGGAGCUCCAGGAAUCUUUGAGAGACUAUAUCCAAGCAACUGUUGGUACAAAUGACCGAGGGAAACUACUGAUUCCAAAGUUAGUGCAGAGCUACGCCAAGGGAACUGUUGAAGUCUCUCUCCUUGUGGACUGGAUCUGCCAUCACCUCACACCUGAUCAAGCUGCAGUCAUCCGGGGUUCUUCGUCACAGAGGAAGCAGCGGCUUCUUGGAGUGCGCAGUUUUACUAUUCUUGCAUUUGAGUCAAAAUUCCGGUAUCUCUUCUUGCCUGACAGUAGCAACUCCCAGAAGCUAGAAGCAAAACAAACUUCCUGAGCUGUGUUCAGAAUAAAUAAUAAAAGCUCACUUGGUAUUUUUGGGCCAUAAAACCAUUCUUAUGCAUAGUGGAACAUUUGAUUGGCAGUUGUAUAUGAUGUAAAUUUGGAAGAAGAAGAAGAAUAAAAAUGGAUGUUGCAACAAAGCUUAGAAGCUGCUCGGCUUCAAAAAGAGCUUGAAUGAGGGUAACAGUUGGUUGCGAAAUCGGAUUCUCUCUGUAGAGCUGGGUGACAAAGAUUGCUAAAUAUACCGAGGAUAACUUUUUGUUGUUUCUUUUUUCCAUAUACCUUUUUCUUUUUCUUUUCUGUAAAGCUCCUUGUCUUGGCCAAUUGAUUUGUAAGUUUUGUGCAAAUAAAGUGGAUAUACAGUUUUGUAUAAUGUGCGAGUGCGUUGCUUUUCACUGCAAAUCUUCAAUGUGGCUACUCUGCUAGAAUGGACUGACGAGUGAGCAUUCUGUAAGACAUGCAAAUGGUGAUUGUUGAUGCUUACUACUUAUGGCAACAAUGUUUCUCCAUCUUAAUGCAUGUCGUACCGGCCA
Molecule: messenger RNA, 2848 nt
Organism: Phragmites australis (common reed)
Lineage: Eukaryota; Viridiplantae; Streptophyta; Magnoliopsida; Poales; Poaceae
Exons: 12
Coding region: 301-2310 (669 amino acids)
Source: RefSeq, a predicted model, not a curated record